Molecule: messenger RNA, 3234 nt
Organism: Melanotaenia boesemani (Boeseman's rainbowfish)
Lineage: Eukaryota; Metazoa; Chordata; Actinopteri; Atheriniformes; Melanotaeniidae
Gene: pid1
Product: phosphotyrosine interaction domain containing 1
Exons: 3
Coding region: 133-810 (225 amino acids)
Biological process (GO): regulation of mitochondrial membrane potential; regulation of reactive oxygen species metabolic process; negative regulation of D-glucose import across plasma membrane
Cellular component (GO): cytoplasm
Source: RefSeq, a predicted model, not a curated record
CACAUCCUUCAUUGGCGAGCAGUUCAGAGUAAAGGGGGGAGAGAGGCAAGCUGUAAGAGCGAACAGAUGUGAACAGGACUACGAAAAGAGAACAAGCCGUGGUAAAGACGAAGAGCCAGUGACUCUGCUAAUAUGUGGCAACCCGCGUCGGAGCGACUGCAGCACUUUCAGACAAUGCUGAAAACCAAGCUAAAUGUGCUGACGUUGAGGAAGGAGCCUUUGCCCACAGUGAUCUUUCAUGAACCCGAGGCCAUCGAGCUCUGCUCUACCACACCGCUUGCAAAGAGCAGGACCAAUGCUGGAUACAAGGUGACCUACCUGGGCAAGGUGACAAUCUCUGGGACCCAGUUCUUGUCUGGGUGCACAGAGUCGGCAGUGGUGGGUCUGGUAGAGCGGCGUGCUCUAUCUCAGCAGCAAGGUACCUGCCCCACAAGCCACUCUCUGCUGGAGAUCCGGCCCUUCCAGGUGCGUCUCCACCACUUGGAUGAGCGUGGCGAAGCCUCAGUAACCAUGGACACCUACCAGGUGGCGCGAAUCGCCUACUGCACAGCUGACCACAGCAUCAGAUCCAAUGUAUUUGCCUGGAUCUACCGGGAGAUCAAUGACGACCUAUCCUUCCAGAUGGACUGCCAUGCUGUGGAGUGCGAGAGCAAGCUGGAGGCCAAGAAGCUGGCACACUCGAUGAUGGAGGCUUUCCGCAAGACUUUCCACAGCAUGCGUAGCGAUGGCCGCAUCCACAAGAGUGGCUCAACAGAUGACUUUGCUGAGGACUCAUCCACGCCUGAUGAUUCUACCCCAGACGAUGGCUGAACUGAAACUCACUUCCCCAUCUUAACAAAUCGACGGGUGACUGGAAGGACUGAUUACCAGAUUACCUGCUCUCUUUCAUUCUCCUCUACUUUCUCUUUCUGUUAUCAGUUUGGUACCUAAUCAACUGACUCUAUGAACUAAUAGAUGCCCAGGAUAAUGAAGUAGCUUAACAAUAGUGUAAAGUGAAGGUAGACGACACAAUUUUCAAGAUCAACAUUUAUAUACGGGGUGGAAAAGUGUUACCACUUUGAGUAAAUGUCCCUCACAGACCCUCCUGGGGAUUCAAGCUCCUCUGUAAUUGCCCUCAAGAGAUUCACCCAUCAUUUUCAUUCCAACCACUGUUACUCCUUCACCUAUCAGAAACUCUGAUUAUGGUUCCUAAGCUUUUUCAUCAAGGAAACUAAUCCCUGUUCAUUUAACCCCAGCUGAUAUUAAAUGAUUGCUCCUCUUGCCAUGUAUAAACCCAGCAGAAAUAUGCCUAUGACCUUUUUCAGGUCCAAACCCAGAGUUUAUGAGACUGUUAAAGCACAUAAAUUCUUUGUUUCAUUAUGUGGAUCUCUUUUACAAUGCCUUUAGCCUUGAUUGAAGCACUACUCUUCACUAUGGUACCUUAUUUAAGCCCAAGAAUGAUUCACCGAGUUUGGAUGAUAGAGCUCCAACCUCUAUCUCCAUUUUGUAGGUACAGAAAGAUUCAGAGUAUGUGUAAGGCACCUGUGAGAAUAUAGGCGCUAAAUAGGCCACAUUUUAGAAGUUCUCACCAGACUGGAAGCCUGGGCCUGUCUGAGACACCCUCAUCAUCCACAUCUGGCUUCUUUUUUAAGUAUACCAAAAUCCAGGCUUAGUUUUUUGCCUGUUAGUUUAUGUGCCUCACUUUCCUCUUGCAUCUCAGCGUUUCCACGUUGACAUGUGUGCUUUUAUGUUUUUCUCUGUGUGGAAGUGUUAUUGCUUUCUCCUGUACUAUGUGUAUAUGGAUAUACAUCUGAAUGCUAGCAGAUCGGUGUGGUAAGGAGAAAAGGAGGAGCAAAAUCAGGAGAAAUAAUGUGUGAUUAGCUGGAAGUUAAUGCUAACGCUUAAGGUGACAUCAUGGAAUCAGACAUGGUACAGUACUGUGACCAUUUGUCAUGUUUUUUUUUUAUUUUUAUUUUUAUCUCAUAUGAAAUUAAAAAAGUAUUACUCAGAAUGUGCCAGCCGCUGAUGUGGUGGAACCAUAAAUCACAGCCACUACAGUAAACAACUCACACCUCCUGGCCCGUGCUGAAUGUAUGAGUCCGACGUACUGUGAGCGCCUAACGUCACGUCUGGUCAUAAUCUCCUCAUGCUAUCACAGGCAGCCGAAGGGAGCGACUCUGCCCCCCGAAGCAGUGAGAUGUUAUUUUCUGCUGCCAAUUAAUCGCUGCAACUGAGGAACCGAGGCACACUCCUGUCUGACCAGACUGGACGCCAGCAGUGGAAGCUGCCUUUGGUUAGACGCAAUGAUCACGUGCUCUGAUCAGCAAGCACGCACGCACGCAUAUACAAACAUACAUACAACUACUAUACAUACUGUACGUACACAAAUUGUAUUUGAAUCAUGUUUAAUAAGCUUAUGUAAAUACAAAUGUAUCACUUUCCAAAUAUUACAGCAUAAAUGUUGAUAGAUAUUUUAAAUAAUAAAAUGUUGAGAACCAUCCUAUGAUACCGAAACAGUAUAAUGAAGCCUACUGUGAACUACGAAGGGAGAGCCUGAUAGCGGUGGCUGCGUAUGUGAGUGUAUGUGAGUGUGGGAGUGUUUGGCGAGGAGGAAUGUUUGUAAAAGUGUAGAUUACUGUGCCAUGUCUUUCUGACAGCUCAGACACGCUUUAAAUGUUCAGAAAAACAUUGUUACCAUAAGUGUUUUCUAUACAGUGUUUGCAAAGAUCAAAACACUGUUGCAUAUAAAGUAUUUACAAAGACCAAGAUGGUGUGGUCUGUUUUGUCUCAAACCCACAUCACAGCUCUCCUCCUUCAUGUAUUUCCCCACAUUCAACCAGUUCAGGGCUAAAAGAGGUUUUUAUUCUGCUGGAUUUUAACUGAAUGGAUUCCCGCUGCGGCCUCGUGUGGGAGGAUAAACACCGGGCAUGUUCAGUUUCACAGCAAACAGGAUGGUUCAGACACAUGAUGUUCUGACAAGGUGCCAGCACAGAUGUAAAACAUAACCUCACUGUCUGCUCAUCCAUCCAUACAUGGCACACACUGGAAUGUGAGAUUCCCAAAAUUCCCAAGUUAUAAAAUCUGUUUUUGGGCAUCAUGUAGCUCCACCUCCAACAGCAACCUUUUCAUUCUAAGACAAACUGACUCAUAAUCAGGUUUGACCAUCUCACCCUUCUGGUACGAUCAGUCACAUGUGGUCACAGAACCAGGAAAAAAAAAACCCCAAAACCUCAUAAACACAAUUUUAUGGUAUUU